AGAUAAUGAUGGAAGGUCUUGUUGACAUCGAUAAGCAACAAAGUAUGGAUAAGAAUUAGGAUUGUUUGUAAUAACUUUUAAAGGUGACACAUAAAUAAAUGUAAUUUUUUAUAAUUCAUAAUAUGAACAGUUGCGAAUUAGUAAUUUGAAAUAGAUUAUCGAAGUACACAGACGUACAGUGGCUCAUUUUUAAAAAUCGGCAUGUCAAACAAAGACCAUAUGAACAGCUUACCAAAGGAAGAGAUUGAAACAGACAUUCAGUAUGAAAAAUCCAAAAGUGUUUCAGAAGAAAAUAAAAAUUUAGGACUUACUGGAGAUAAUGCCACAGUUUUAGCACCUUUACUAGAAGUUAGAAAUGAACAACUAAAUGCUCAGCUAACACCAACACACAAUUAUGGUUUUUAUACACCACAAAACAGCUAUGUUGAUACAUACCUGUACAACAAUCACAAAGAAUCAUCUGACCCAUUCCUUGUUCUACCUCACAUAGACAGUCAGGAAAUGGUUAGAAAGGUUAUUAAAAAGCGAGAACAACUAAAAGACUCUGAUGAAGCCACAGCCAUAUCCUCUGGUCUACACAUUCCUCAGAACACUGUCAUGAAAAACAUAGUGAAUUCUUAUGGCAGUGAAACAGUUACAAAUACAGAACUGUUGUCAGACAACGUGUUACAUCAGGGAGAAAUAGCAAACAUCCAAGAUGUACAAGAAACUAAGGGUUCCUUAAAUAAUAAUCUUACAAACAUAAGCAAUGCAUGUAGCAGAUGUGAGCCAUUAAUGUCUGAAUCCCUAGAAAAGGAAAACAAAUGCCAUUCUUUUCUGUUAAGUGAAAAUACUUUGGAUGAUGAAAUGGUCAAAAGUGGAGAUUAUGAUAGUGAAAAUGCUCAAAAUAUGGAAGUUGGUUUUAAAUCAGAUGAAGCAGGAGAUUCUGGAUACAUUGAUGUUUCAGGAAGUGAAGCUUCUCCUAUUUCUCCUCUUAGUCCAGAUGAUCAAAUAUUGAUACACAAACCUGAAACUUCCAUCUUAGUAGAUGACAAGGUCUCAACAAAGAAACAGCUUGGAGAGUUCUUUUCCGACCUUUGGAAUGAAAAUAAGGAUUACAACCUGAAGAAAACUGACAAAGUGGUUAAUGUGGAGAAAGACAAAACCAUCAUACAUGGGAGACUUUCCCCAGAUGAUUCAGAUACUGCUAAGGACCGAGGUACAGAAAAAGAAAAACUGGGAGAAAAGGAUUCAAAUAAUGCAAAAAUUGCCAUUAGUAAGGAUAAGAAAAAUGAUUUUGAUAUCCAUCCAUAUAUCUACCCUUCAGAAACUGUGGAAUUUCCUGACAGCCCCCAACAUCUGAACCUGGUCAAAGAGAAGUUUAAAGAGAGUAUGGAUAAUAUGGAUGAUGAGGAGGAGGUAAAGAUGUUAGGGUCAGAAAACUCCAGAAACGAAGACUCUUCACUUAUGACUGAGGAUAGUACCUAUUGUGAGGGAUUUUCACUGAACACAGAGGAAUACUUUGAAGAUAAUUUAAUGACAUCACACAUAAGUACACCUCCCUACAGUAUAGAACAUAAGGAUUCUGGACCAGGUAGUCUAAACUUUUUUGGUUCCAAAGAAAUGCAACCUCGCCAUAUUAAUUCCCAGUCUGAGGCUUUUGACAUGUUUCCCAGUAUAAGUGACAUGCCAUCAACAGAUCAGAGUUUUUCCAAUGACACGCUGGGCUUGGAUCAAAGCUUGUCUACAGAGAUUUCAGGACUGUCUUUUGACUCACCUUUUGUGCCAGAAAUGGUCCAUAAUCACCAUCAAAACCCAACUUCUUCUACACCACUGUGUGAGGAUCCAAUUUGUAACAGAAUAAAAUCCACAAGUCCAUAUGAUGUUUUCACUAUUAGUGAAGAAACCUUUGAUAGCCUUGUAUCAGAAGGAAUACCUGGAGAUGAAGCCCCAGAUGUGUGUCUUUUACAGAAACUAAAAACAUGUUUUGAUCAAGAACGAAUCAAGGAUAUUUAUACGUUAAGUGGCCGCUUACAAGAUAUUCUCAGCCCAGUGGAAAUUGAAGAGAUUCUGUCACACACCAGUGUUUAUUGUAAAUUUAUUAAGGAUGAAGUAUUUGAGGUUCUCUCUUUGGCCCAUUCUGAGAUGAUUUCUGGAAAUUUCAAUGAAAAAUCCAGUGGUGAAGAAUUAAACAAUGCUGUAGUUCAAGAUACAACUGAAGUUAAGAAUGUUAAUUUAAAUGUUGGAUUAGAAAAUAUGGAAGUUUCAAAAGAAACGUGUUUUGUUAAUGACAAAAAUAACCCUGUUUUUCCUCCAGAUGAAAUACCUGAUUGCCAAAAUUUGAUCAAAGAUAAACAUUUUUCUUUAAAAGAUUUAUCAGAAAGAGAUAAUUCUAUUCAAUCUUCCAGUGAACAAGGUUCCUUAAAAAAAGACACUUCGUCUUCAACAGAUAAGUACCAGUUCUUUAAAGAGGAGAAUAAUAGUAAAUAUAAUGAAGAAGAUAGUCCUCUUCCAGUAAACUACUAUAGUAAGAAUAAAGUUCCAAAAACAUCUCUUGUUCUGAAGGUUGGUCUACUGGAAGAAAAUGCUAUGAAAGAAAGAAAGCACCACAGUUCUAAAGUAACCAUUGUCAAUCCUGAUGGAAGUAUAACUUCUUCACUAGUGACCUCAAAUGCAAAUAAUGAAACCUACAAUGCAGGUUCUAAAGAUGCAAAUGAAGCUAAUACAGGUUUGAAUUUAUGUGAAGAAGAAAAUGUGAAAGAUAAUUAUAGAUGUAGUUCUGGAGAAGAAGGAUUUAAAAGUGGGCUGAACUCUAACUUAGAAGCUGGUAAUGAUGCUGAAGAAAGAAUAACUGGUAGUAGCACAAGUUUGAAAGAGAGUGGUCAUUGUGAAGAAGCAGACACCUAUCAUGGAACAGGACAGUCAGAUCGACCAUCAAGCUUGACAUUUGAUGAUAACACCUUCAAAAGGAAAAAAAUUGCAUUCCGUUACCUGGACCUUAUAGCUGGGAAUGAUGAGGACCAGAAGAGUUUUUCAUCCACCAGUAAUAAGAGUGACAUUGAUCCAAUGUCCCCAGUGGAUGACCUUGAAACACCUGAUGACUUGGAUGAAAAUAUAUUCGAAGAUGAAGAAAAAGAAACUAAAAUUAUAGAUCCAAUUCCUGAAAUUUCUGCUGCAGAGGAGCUUGAAGAGGAACGGCGAUGGCGUAGCUGUUGGAUAGGUGGCAUUGAGAAGAAGAUUGACAUGAAAGUUAUACAACCUUACAAGAAUGUUUUAUCUCAUGGAGGGUAUUUUGGGCCCUCCAGAAAUGCUAUCAUUGUAUUUAGUGCUUGCUACCUUCCAGACCAUAGUCGGCAGGAUUACAGCUAUGUAAUGGACAACUUGUUUAUGUACUUGGUAACAACCUUGGAUGAACUUGUUGCUGAGGACUAUGUUCUCAUCUAUCUUCAUGGAGCAACUCAGCGUAACAACUUGCCAACAUUUGGCUGGUUAAAGAGAUGCUACUAUAUGAUUGACAGAAAAUUGAGAAAAAAUUUGAAGAGAUUGUACAUUGUUCAUCCCACGUUUUGGGUAAAAGCUCUUGUCCUUAUGAUCAAACCAUUUAUCAGCUCUAAAUUCAGUAGGAAGCUGGAGUUUGUGCAUAGCCUAAAAGAUCUUUCCAUCAUAAUUCCAGUGGACAGUGUUUGCAUUCCUGAUAAAGUGAAACAAUUUGAUGAAGAAAGUGCAGAUGGAGGUCACAAACUUCUUGAACAGGUUAGAGUUUGAAACAAGGUGUAACUAAAACGAACAACACGAGUGUUUUUUGGCAUCUCACUGAAGGUUAUCUCUGAUGGAUUUUUAUUACAUUAUAAAAACCCAAGUUUCACAGUAUGCAUGUUUUCCUGAGUUUAGAGUGACAUCAUUGACAAUCAUUGCACACUUUUAAAGUAUCGCAAACAAAAGACUUGCUUUGUUUUUCACUGCAUAUUGUCCAGUACAAAAUUUCUCUUUGAAUCUAACAUGCUUAACACCAAUUUUUAGUUACCCUUCAGUAUAAAAAAUUAAGUAACCUUAAUUUUCUACUGACGCUGUUACUUUCUUUAAUAUAUGAAUAUUUGUAUGAGGUGUUUGUUGUAAAUAAUAUUGUGAUUUAUUCUUUGUUGCACUGUGGGAAAUUAAAUUAUGCUGUUAUAAAAUUUUUAUACAUUUUAUUAUCUAUUUUGAUUUGUAUUAUUUUUGGAUAGAGAUGUAUAAGUAACUACAAUCCCAAUAUCAAUUUCAUGUUUGUUUUUGCAUUGAAUUAUGUCAUUUAUUUUAGAAAGGUUAAUAAGGUUUUACUUUUGAGAAGUUUCAAUGUUGAGUAAAUACAGUUGCAGACAAAAAGUAUUGGCACCUUACACAAAAUAUAAGAAAACAUGUGAAACACUAGUAAUUAGUGAAUAUUAGCCCAUGAUUAAUGUGACGAAGACAAGAUUAUACUAUUUCUGGUGGUUUAACAAAUAAUCUUCAUAAAAAAAAAGGUGAAAUUCAAAUAUUUGUUCAUGAAAAAAGUAUUGGAACCUUUCUUUAAAAGCCUUUAAAACCUCAAUAAGACUAAUUUAAAAAUAAAUUGAUUGAUUGAAAACCAUUACAUAGUAGAAAGUUAGUAGUGAAAAAUAGUUAAUGACUGCCAACAACCAUUGAAGAAGUUUUUGGUAAUAGAGUAUAUAAUGGUCAAGACAAAGGAGUUGUAUUCUUGCUUGAGAAAAGCACUUCUCACAGACUUACAGUCAGAACAAAUUAAACUGAAAAUCUUGAAAGAAUUGGGAUGUCCAAAGAAAAUUAUGGGCACAACUGAUAGUAGAAUCAUCUGUCCAGAGUUGCAUGCCUAUAGAACUUACUGCAAACCACUUAUAAAACCAUCUAAAAUUUUGUAAGACAUACAAACAGGCAACUAAAGCUGGUCUGGUGAGACAAAAAUAGAAAUUUUUCUCAAAAAUGGCCAACAAUAUAAUUGGAGAAAAAAAAGGAAAACCUUCAAUGAAGAACACCUACAGUUAAAAAUAGAAUGAUGCUGUCUGUUCAUAGGCUGAUUGGUAGUAGGUUUAUCUCCCAACACAACAGUGACCCAAAGCAUACAGCUAAGUCAGUUCUAGAAUUCUUGAAGAAAUUGAACAUGAAAGUGCUGGAUUAGCCUUCACAAUCACCAGAUCUCAAUCCAACAGAAAUACUUUGGACUAAUCUGAUAAAAAAAAAGCUGUAGCCAAGCAUUGUGUGUCCAAUCAGUCUGAGCUGAAGGACAUAUAUAAGAUUGGAGGCUCCAAUUUCUUCAACAAAAUUUAAUGAUAUAUACUGUAAAUGUGUGAAAGCUGUUAUAAAUACAAAAGAAGGAAACAUGAAACAGAAGUGGCAGUACUUUUAUCUUGAAUACCUUAAAUGAAGGUUGUUUUUUGAUAGAGAUUAUUUUUUUUUAAUUUCUAUAAAAUGUGUAUUUUACAUAUUUGUUUUAAUAAAAAUGAUUAAGGCUUAUCCUUAAUUUCUUACCUUCACAUAUGGUGUAAUAAGCCAAUACUUUUAUCUACUACUGUACAUUUUUACAUUAUAGUGUAUCAUUACAUUUACUGGUGAUAGUACUUAUGUCUAUAUGUUACUUAAUAUUCAUUUAUGAGUAAAACUUUGUAAGUUGUUUGCUGUUAAAGUGAGAUCAUUGAAAAGUUUAGGGUUAUUGUGGAGAAGAAUGUGUUAUUCAUUAAGUAAUAUGGCAUUUAUGUGGGUUUUUGUUAUAUAGAUAUGCGUAUCAGAGUUUCUUUCAACAUUUCAUGGGUUAUAGUUUUGGCUUAAAGCAUAUGCAUGCUUGAAAAGCAUUUAAAUUUUAUUCUUCAAAAUAUUAUCAACCUUGUACAUACUGCUUUAACAGAACUAUAGCUGGAAAGUAAAAUAAAUUGGGAAUAAGUAUAUGUUCUAUUCAGAUAGUAUGUGUUGCUGGUAAAUAAACUAAACAAACGUGUUUAUACAUGAAUUAUUUCCCAGAAUAUCAAUUAAUUUAUAUACAGAAAGAUUAGCUGAUUUCUUAACUUGAUGUUAUCAUAUAUUGAUGAAUUGUUAUGCUACAUAGAAAAUCUUAGCUCAAAAUGUUGUAGACACCAAGUUUAUUUUUAUGACAUAUUGUGUAGCUUUUGUUUUUAUUUUCACAUACUGUUAGCUUGUUGAUAGUGUCUAAUAUGUACAGUGUCAGUCUUCUUUAGUAUUUAUGUAAAAUCGUGGCAGUCAAAUACUAAUUACUAACAAAUUUUUAAUCCUACAGAGAAGUCCUCACAAGGACUGUUGGCUAUAAUUUGAUCGUUGGUCGUUUUGGUGAAGAGUCUGGUGUGUUGUCCACUUCAUUUGUAGUUCCCCCCUUUAGAACUUAAAUCAGUUAAUUACUUGAAUGUUUUCAAGGGAGAUAUUCAGGUUUUGUUAUAGGUUGUGUUAGGUGGUUGUAGAAGGUUUCUUUUAUAUUUGUUUUACUAAUUUGUGGCUCAUAUCCCAUAAUUUAUUUAUUAUUCCAAUUUAUCUUAUGGUCUUCUCUGGCAUGAAUGCUAUUUCAGAUAAAUCAGUAGUACUAAGUCUUGUAUGUCCAUUAUACUCCUUAAUUCUAACUUUGUUUGUUGUAUUGUUUCUUUAAUAUAUUAGAGUACAAAAAUCACAAUGGUUGUUGCACAUGGUGUUUUUUUGUCUUUGUUGGGUCUUUAUGUGGCUCGGUAUCUGUUCUAAUUGUGAUUAUAUUAUAUGUGGUUUCUGAGUACUGUUCUUAAUUUAUGUUACUUACAUAUCCUCUUUUUGUUUUCAGAGAAACCUCUGACAUGGGGGAAUAUAGUUGAAUGUCUGUAAUUUUCUUCUUCUUUAUCAACUGUUUUGGAUGUCCAUUGUUAAGGAGGGUUAUUAUGAUGUAUUUCUCUUCCAUCUCAUUAACUUCUUUGGUAUUACAGAUCUUGUUCAUUCUGGAAACUAGGGCUUAGCUGUGAUUUAUAGUGACUUCCUAGUGUUUAUAUUCAUCAUUCACUAGGAUAUAGCUAUGACUUAUAAUGUUCACUAGGACUUGCUAUGACUUAUACUGUUCACUAGGACUUAGCUAUGACUUGUACUGUUCACUAGGACUUGGCUAUGACUUAUAAAGUGUCUUCCUAGUGUUUAUAUUCAUCGUUCACUAGGGCUUAGCUAUGACAUAAACUGUACACUAGGAUGUAGCUUUGAUUUAUACUGUAUCUUCCUAGCAUUUAUAUCCACUGUACACUGGACUUAGCUAUGAUUUAUUUUGUAUCCUCCUAGAGUUUCUAUUCACUGUACACUCAGACAUAGCAUUGGUUUACACUGUACACUAGGACUUAACUGUGAUUUAAACUGUACACCAGCUCUUAGCUAUGGAUUAUACUGUACACUAGGACUUAGCUGUGAUUUAUAAAGUAUCUACUGAAUAAUACUGUCUUGAAGCUAGUAUUAAUAAUGCAUACUAUGUCUUAGUAUUGAAAGUAUGUACAAGGUUGUAAUUAGUGCUGAUAUUGUGCACUAGGUCCUAACUAGUGUUAGGAUUGUGUAUGUAUUAUGUAAUUGUUCUGUGUUAUUACAUAUGUGAUAUUCUUGUGGUUCAUGCUGUUAUUAGAUUGUAGUUUAAUUUUUGUUGAAGUGUCUUUAUUAAAUCAUUUGUAGUAUUAAAUCAUAUUAGUAUUUCAGGUGGUUAUAUCUUAUUUAAUCAUAUUUAGAUAGUGUGUUCUUAGUAGAGAGACAAAAUUUUAUAUUUAAAUUUCACAAAUAUGGCUAAUUUGUUAUAGUGUAGCCAAUUGAUACAUACUAUACACCUGUUCAUACUAUUUCUAAUAGGCCAUCUUCUUAUAAUAAAGAUUUAAGUUUUCUCUCAUUACUUCCUGUCAGUUUAGGUAGUUAAAUGUGUUCUAAUUAAAUUGUUCAUUUAAGAAGUGCAGAAAUGUAAUGCAUAUUACUGUAUCGAUUGGAAUGUAAGAACAACCAUUUCUUUCUCUUAAGCCUAACAAAAAUAUAAUGUUUAUAUACCCAGUUCAAUGGAAGGAAUAGUCUCAUACAUCUGGUUUUUAAUGAUUCCUUUUUCUUCACAGUUAGUUCCACAAAGCCAAAUUAGUUUAAAUAUCUUGAGGUAGCAUUAACUUUGGUGUUUUACAUAAAGCUGAGUUAAGUGUGGUAAAAUACAGUUUUUUGUAAGUCUCAAAUUUAAAGUGAUAACUAUUCAAUUAGAGAUGUAAAGUUAAACUUUCAAAAAAGGUGCUUACAGAAAUCAGUGCUGUGAAACUGUAUUGAUAUAUCCUUAUGCCCCCUUGUUACAGUUUUUUUUUAAGUAUAUAACUUCCAGCUAAAGCUCUGCUUCUGCAUUAGUUAACUGUGAUGAGAUAAGUGCUCCAGUGAAUAAAGCUGUUUAGAGGUAAUUUUUAAUUGAAGAGUAAGAGUCACAAUCUUUGUAUCAACUUUUAAUUCAAAGCUAACAUUUGUCAGACUAUCAUUUGAAUAUCCAAUAAUUAAUUUCAAUAUUUAGAAACAACUUUAAAAGAAAAAGAAUUUUAGCAACUGAAAAUAAACAAUACACAAAUAGAAAACUACAAAAAUUAUCACGUGUAUUUAUUAGUGUUUUAAGCUACUUAAAAGAAUUUUAAUGAUACCCCAUGUUGAAAAGGAAUAAAAAGUCCACAUUAUGGAUGCAUAGAAAAUGACCUUCAUUGUUAAGAAAUGCAGGUUGGACCUUAGUAAACUCCUGAUAAAGGAAAAAAAGUUCCAAAUAACACAACCUUCAUGAUUAAACUGUAUUUACAUGAUCACCAAAGUAGUCUAACGUUACUAAUGUUUGUAAAGUGUCCCCACAAUUGAUCCAUGUGGAAAAGUCAUAUGUUAACAAAACAACAGAAAUAAUAUCAUGAUUUGGGGUGUUAACUAUGGCCCAUCCUGUACAUCACUUAAUUAUUCAAUUAUGUCUAAGUUUUUAUGUGGAUGAGAGAUUUCCAUAUUGGACAUGGAAGUAUGGUUUGGCAGUUUUGAGCAGAAUGGAACUGAAACAGAAAAAAAUUAACAAAAUAUUAGAAAAUAUUUGGACUUGUUUCAUAUUUGAGUUAUCAUUUAAAUCUCAUCACAUGCCUGUGACUUUUGUCAUAUGCCUACUAAUCAUGCAUGUGUUGGUAAAAAUUUGUUUGUUAAUUCUUGGAAGUUUCAGUACUGGCAAAAUUUUCUGCUCUCACUUAUGCAUUUAUUAAUGAACUUGCAACCAAGAUUGUUCACCCUUUUCAUAAGUUUUGGUAACAAGUUCAGAACUUAUAUUUGAAGUCUAUAAUGUUAAAAAAUGUAAUAUAUUUUAAUUUGUUCAGUUAUAUUAACACCUAAUCGUAUAGUAAAAUAUGUCUUGAAAUCUAGAGAGUGAUUUAGCUACCAGUUUAAAAAGGAUUAAAUUAAAUUCUUCACUGUAUUCCAUUGGUUCUCAUUCAAUUAACUGAAAAUGAAAUGCAGGUUUUUCCGUACUUAUGUUUUUUAUUGAAUUGUCUUUUAGUUUGUUUUAAAAAUAUUCAGUUUGCUGUGAGAAGAACUGAAUGGAUUAUAGUAGUUGUUAUUGUUUUAAAUUGAUUGUGAAUUGUUGACAUGUUUUGCAACAUGUAAUUCGUCCAGUAAUCCACCCAGGUGAUUCGUCCAUGAAAUUUUGUAGUUUUGUUUAUAUAUUGAGUUUUUAUUACUUUUAAAGUACUUCAAGCAAAUAACUUUUGCCAUAGUUAUAGCUACAUAAUCUUGUAUUACAAUUAUUACCUUCAGUAAAUCUCUGUCCAUAUGUUCUUUCUCAUAAGAUAUUGGUUUCAAAAAUUAAAAUAAGUUUAUUAUCUUAA
This is a messenger RNA of Limulus polyphemus (Atlantic horseshoe crab), 9803 nucleotides long. RefSeq lists its product as uncharacterized. Bases 202 to 3744 code for a protein of 1180 amino acids. The transcript has 14 exons. The record is from RefSeq and is a predicted model, not a curated record. Lineage: Eukaryota; Metazoa; Arthropoda; Merostomata; Xiphosura; Limulidae. Gene Ontology annotation, cellular component: cytoplasm.